CUCUCUCUGUCAAAUAAAUACAUAAAAUCUUAAAAAAAAAUAAAGACUUCCUUACUGUUGCGUUAUAUGUAAAAAUAUUAUGUUAAUUAUAUUUUAUAACACAUAAUUUUAGCUUGUUUAGGUGGGCUUUUAAUCAAGCUCUGAACAUGGGAUUUCAUUGUGUUGUUCUGAACCUGAUCACAACCCUCAGGUGGACGGCAAAUGGGAUCAUCCUUCCACCCACCAGGAGUUGGUAAAUGUUCCCAUUUCUCUAUGAGCUUAUUGAAAUCUCUUCUUCCUACUUCCUCCAAAGGACAGCCUUUUCUGCCUCAGGGAGGAAUAGAAAUAUAGACCACAAUGAUGGAGACCUCCCAGAUGUGCACAAGAAGCUGCCCUUCAGCGCUGGAGAGGACCGAGCCAUGCUGCUAGGGUUUGCAAUGAUGGGCUUCUCUGUCCUCAUGUUCUUCUUGUUUGGAAUCACCAUCCUAAAGCCUUUCUUGCUCAGCACUCAGAGAGAAGAAUCAAACUGCACUAUCAUCCACACUCAUAUCAUGGAUGACUGGAUAGACUGUGCUUUCACCUGUGGUGUGGACUGCCGAGGCCAGGGCAAGUACCCAUGUCUUCAGGUGUUUGUGAACCUCACGCAUUCAGGUCAGACUCUCCUACAUUAUAAUGAAGAAGCUGUCCAGAUAAACUCCAAGUGCUUUUACACACCCAAAGGCCACCAAGACAGGAGUGACUUGCUCAACAGUGCUCUGGACAUAAAGGAAUUCUUCGAUCACAAAAAUGGGACACCCUUUUCAUGUUUCUACAGUCCAGAGAGCCAAUUUGAAGAUGUCAUUCUCAUAAAAAAGUACGACCAAAUGUUUAUCUUCUACUGUUUAUUCUGGCCAGCGCUGACUCUGCUAGGUGGUGCCCUGAUUGUUGGCAUGGUGAGAUUAACACAGUACCUGUCUCUACUGUGUGAGAAAUAUAGCACUGCACACAGAGAUGAGGUAGGUGGCAAAGUACCUUAUAUGGAACAGCAUCGAUUCAAACUGUGGAGUGUGGGGAGGAGCCAAGAAAGGGGCAGAGAAAUCUCACGAUGGUGGCCAGAUUAAUUGAGCACUUUUGGCCUUCGGAUGCUUGGCAAUUUUUGCGCCUGAGGACCUAAUGGUGCCUGCUUGCAGACUAACCAUGUAGAGGCAAUUCAAAUUAAGUAUGAUAUUUCACAUGGGAAACAACAUUUUUAAAAAGCCUCAUUAUGUAUUCCAUCUAUUCUAUAAAUACACACAAACUUUUCCUCUACCCCACAUUUCUUUCCACGUGAGCCAAAGCAGCACUUUUGUUCCUUCAUGGCAACAUGGGCUCCAGGUAGCUGUGCUUGAUCUAAUUUCGGCUCUCGUGGAACCCGUCGGUGUGGAGUACAUGAUGAGGGAAUCUACCUACUACUGACCACUGAACAACCAGCCUCGCUGUCGGCAACAGAGUUCACAUCAAAGUAUUUCUCAAAACAAUCUUGGUGAAGAGCAAGUCAUUCACUGUUCGGAAGAGAAUAAUCUGAUAACUUCAAAAAAAUGUGGGCCUACCAUUCUACCUCCCCAUUCAUGAUAAAGGAAGAAAGCAGCUGCCUAGCAAAUUCGCUAAGUUUAGAGCUAUUCAUACUUAACCUUGCCAUGUACCAUGUAAUUUUGCUUUCAGCCACAUUUUUCUAGUUAAUUACGCUUUCCAUAAGCUCAUUUUAUUCUUUGUGCACAUUCUGGUGGGAGUGGGAGAGACGGCCAGAAAUGUGAAGCGGGGAGAGGCUGUACUGGAUGGAAUUUAACAUUCAUGUCAGAUGAUCCGCAUUGUAGACAAGUCCCACGUGGAUAGUCAGCAAAUGUCCAUACUUUAAUUAAUGACUCAACGUGGUUAUUAACUAAUGAAUGUCACAAGGCUCUCCCAACAAGUGCUUUCCAGAGUAAGCUGAAUAGGAGCUGAAAACAGAGUUUGUUCUGAAAACCUAUGUGCCUUAAAGUAUCUUUAAAUUUUACUACAAAGUCAUACAUCACGGACAAUAGAAAGAAUGAGACUUUUGAAGCAACUUUUAUAUGCAGAUGUAAUCAAAACAGAAAUUUUGCUUCUAAGUCAAUUAUUAUGCCUUUCCGCAGUGAAUUUCAAGUCACAAAUGACUAAAUAGACUGGAUAAUUAGAGCAAUAUUGACUUGACAAGUAAUGAACAAUUUUGGUGCUUUCUCCUCUUUCGAGUGUGGAAUGGUAGAAAAAAACAUGUGUCUCAGAGAAUUUUAUGUGAAUUCGUAGGCCAUAAUUACACCUUUUCAGGUAUGUAUCCUUGGGCAAUUCAGCUGAACCGAAAUGAAGGUUCACGCCUUUCUCUUCUCAUUUAGAAAAUGAGGAUAAUCUCUUCCUUCAUGGGGUUAAGGAAUAAACAAGGUAGAGUAUGUAAAACACCUCGCUCAAUUUCUGGCAUCUAGUGAAAGUGCUCAAAAAUGUUAGUAGAUAAAAAAUUGUUUGCUAAGUUUCAAUAUUCAGCCAGCCUUAUCCCUCUUUUGGGUAUAUACCCAAAGGAAAUGAAAUCAGUACCUCCAAGAGAUAAUCUGCGCUCCCCAGUUCAGUGGAGCAUCAUUGACAAUAGCCAAGAUAUGUGUCCAUCAACAGAUGAAUAAAUUGUGAUCUUACACACACACACUGAACACACAUAUACAUGAGGUAUGUAUUUACAUACAAUGGAAUAUUAUUCAGACUUAAAAAAGGAGAUCCUGCCAUUUGCAAUGACAUGGACAAACCCAGAGGGCAUUAUGUUAAGUCAGACACAGAAAGGGAAAAAACCUGCAUUUCCCUUAUAUGUGGAAUCCAAAAAUGUCAAAUACAUAGAAGCAGAGUAGGAUACACAUAGAAUAGGAUGGUGAUUACUGGGCGUUGGGGAAAUGGGGAGAUGUUAAUUAAAGUGUACAAACUCUGUUAUAAGAUGAGUAAGUCUAGAGAUCUCAUGUACAGCAUGAAGACGAUGGCAAGAAUACUAUCUUGAGUACUGGAACUUUGCUACAAAAGUAGAUUUCAGGUGGUCUCAUCACACAGAUAUACACACACAAAAGGUAACUAGGUGAGGAGAUGAUACAUUGAUUAGCUUGACUAUAAUUAUUCACUAUACAUGAAUAUCAAAUCAUACUGUACACCUUAAAUAUAUACAAUUCUUAUUAAAAAAUAAAAUUCAGUCAGCCUUGGUACCUUUCAUUGAACAGCUGGUUAAAAUGGCUAGUGUAGGGAGCUGGAGAAGAGGAUUCCUUCCCACCUUCUCUUGACUAAAUAUAAUAUACAUUUAAGGUCCAGAACAUGCUGUUUAAGAGGUUGUGGUAAAUUAUUUUGUAUACCAAAGACUUUCCUGAAAUAAAAUAGAUGUAUGCAUACAUAUUUUAAAUCAUUUUGCAAAUUGAGAGUCUAUAGAUUACUUAAGGGCACGUCUUAGUCCAUUUCUUAGUUUGAUACGCAUCUAACAACGUGCAAUUCUUGGGAUUUUUCUCCUAACAAAUUCAAAAUCACUGAUUUAAAACCUAAAAAGUGGAAGUGUGAAACCUGAAAUGUUUCAAUUACUACAGUUUUCCACUCACAGAGUGCGGCUACUUGGUUCAUCUCCUAAUCUCAUCUCAGGAAAGAGAGACAUUAUGCUUGGAGAACAAAGUCAAUUUAGAACAAUGUUAAUUCAAAGUCAUGCAAACCAUUUGGCAAAGAAACAAAAUUUAAGCUAUUACUUGCUGUUAAUUGCUUAGAAGUACAAAGUAUCAAUGUCCACAUGUGUUACUGGUUCAAGAAAAGCCCAGACUCCCCUUUUGCAAAGUUUAUGAUAACUGAAAGCAAAACCAGUUUGCUUCUAGCCUAACCUCACUUAUAGGUUCUGGUCUUUAACUGACUUCUGUCUGCAUAUAGACAAACACAUUCAUACGUUUAUGUGUAUACAUGUAUUUUUGCUUGAAAUACAAACACGUAAUUCCUUAUACUUAAAGGAAGUUAAAAUUCAAACAGAUAUUUCUCUCAAUAUUCAUCACUUUACUGGGGCAGAAAAAUUGGCUUUUAAGGCAUAAUAGUUUCAGGUUUUUAAUCAACUAUUCUUAGUCAUUAUUGGUAAGAACUCAAGUUCAGCUAAAUUCUGAUUAUUAGCAACACCGGUUUGCUUUUAAGUAUUCAAAAAAAGGCAAAAUAUAAUUAUCACUUUUUUUUUGUUGUUGUUUAAAAUACAUAGUACACUAAGGAUUGUUUGGACACAAGUCAUUUUUUUCUUUUUCUUUUUUUAAUAAACAGCGUGAGGUUACAGACUGCAAAGUUAAAAGAAAAGCAGACAUUGACAGUUUCUGAUGAGCACAAACAGUAAGUGCAGUCACAGGCCAAACUUCUUGCUAGGAACAGCAAGACUGGGAAGCGGUCUUAAAUUUAGUGACACUGUAUUAUUCUAUAUUCUCAGUACAAUAACACAUGCAUCUUGCUGUGUCAAAUACUUUCGGGGCCAUCAUUAAAAGAACAUUUUUAAAAACAUUUUUCUCCUAACGAAUGCAUUAUACCAUAGGACUUCAAUUCAUAGAAUGACAAAAUAUAGAGAAACAGAUUUGCUACAAUAAAAGGGGCCAAAAAAGGGUGGUGGGGGCUUCUUCUGGAAGCUUCCAAAGUCAACAUUUGAUGUGUUAGUAGUCUUCUUUUGGUAGGGCCACAUUCUCCAAGAUAUUAAAAGUGUUAGGUUCCAAAAGGAUAUAUUCUUUUAGAUUUUAUUCAACCCAAUUAAGCCCGAGGACUAAGUCACAUUGAAAUUAUUAAUUGUAUUUGAAACUUAAGUUCCAUAGCCAAAAACAUUUCUAGAAACCACAUGAAGUCCAAGCCCUCCAACCACUCUUUGGAACAAAAAUUAAAACAGAUAAGGGGCUUUUUCUUAUGAAAUUGAUAGAUCAUGACACAUUUGGAAAUUCAUACUAGAAUUAAGAAGUUUAGUCUUAUUAAAGAUAUUUUGAGAAAAUAUAAAACAAUGAAAGUUUUCUGCCUCCUUGCUUACUCAGAAGGAGGAACAAAAGUAAGAAUCACCUAAAAAUAUACAUGGCUCUUAGCAUAACCACAAAAUUAUUGUAGUGACAGAUUAAAUAAGGUUUCAGAUAGAUUUAUAGACUUAACUGGCUUACAAAAUGCAUUAAAAAAAAAACCUUUCCAUACUUACCAACGUGAAGAAUGGAGUCUACUGCUGGUAGUGAAAAUCAGUUACCUAAACUACACUAAACGUACAAUGGACUGAUUCCCACCCACCACCCCCAACCGCCCCCAACCCUCUACUAAAACUCAUAUGUAGUUGUGUAAAAAUUAAGUCAGAAAAUUUCCUUAUGGCUCAUAACUGUCACUUUAUGCUAACUAGCAUGGCUGUAAUAUUAACAUGUCUAAAACUAAGGAAAAAGAAUGGCGCUUCAUGAAUAAAAAGGAAGUGUGAAACCUUAAUCAAGUGGAAUACUCGGAUGAAAUAAGCUUAUUUAAAAACUAACAUCCCAACUUGGGAAACUCCUAAUAAAUUCUAAACACUUUUGAACUUUAGAACCUGAUGUUUACACCUUUUAUAAAAGAUGCCUCUUGACCAGGGCUAGCAAGCAGUGUGUACACAAAUAGAAAUGUUCGCAAAUAUACACACACUAAUUUCACUAAUAAUAAAGAAAAGAGAACACAACUAAUUUCGAAUGCCGAAUUCAAGAACCUAGUACCAUAAGCCUCCUGGAGCUACAGCCUUUUCCGUGGCUGGAGCAAGGAUUAAAUUUUAACUGAAAAUUUUUCUCAAGUCUCCAAUGCCAUUAAAAAUAAGGCAUGCCAACUCUGACUUUUUAUACGUCUCAACUACAGUGCUCUGGAAAUUUCUGUAACGUAAGAGCCUGAAGCACUGAAUUGUGACUCAUUUAUUUAUUUUUUCUUAUUAACCUUCUGAGGUAGAGUUACCAAUCCAAUUUUAUCAGGACUGUAGUUAUCUUGAGCUAAACCCCAUAAUCUUUUCAGAAAGUGAAAGUAGCUUUUGAGAGAAAAGAAAAAAAGGCUUCCCAGGCCAUGGCACAUAAAAUACACUUAUAAUUUUAAUGUAAUAAUUAAAAAAUAAAAAUGGUUUGUGUUUAUAUUUUAAAAAACAGCCCAGCUGUAUUACUCUGUCACCAAGAAUUGUUAUCUAAAGAUCCCGUCAGUGCUGAGUUUUAUAGUUCAGCCUUCACAAUCCCAUCCCUGAUGAAGAGUUAGUUCCCUCAUGGUAUGCACAAUAUACUCACAACAUUCGGCCUUCUCUUAGAAGGCUCCAUCUAAGGCUUCCUUUAGAAGUGCCCCUUCUGAGCAGGAUGGAUAUGAAGAAUGUGAUUCAUUCAAACAACUCCUCCCUGUUCUGUUCCCUCCUUCAACAUUCCCCUCUUCUCAAAAACAUCUGAAGUAUGAAGUUGUUUUUAAAUAGUAGAAGCACCACAAUCCAUUAACACCACAUAUGGUCUUUAAACUGAAAUAUUUUAGGGAUGUCUUGGACAUCAAAAUUGAUUUUUAAGGUGGAUUCUGAGUGUGUGGGUCCAGCCCAGGUCUGCAGUUUGUGCAGACACAGAAACAAAAGAAAGUUAAAACAUUCAGAAAAAGUUAACCUGUUAGCUGGCUUUAAAAUAAUGCUGGAAAUCCAAUUUUUUCAAAGAGUUGGCAAGCAUGGGCUAUUGGUCAGAAUAUGAAUUACAUGGAUUUACAAAAUCAUUAAGAAACAAAUCCAAGUUUAUGUGCUGUGAAAUUUCCAUGGUUCCUUUAAAAUAGAUAGGCUGCUCGUAAUUUUUUUUAUGUUAAAUCUCUCAAUUUUUGAUGGAAAAAGAAUACAGAUGGACUGUGUUUUACCUAUGUGAAAAUCACCAAUCCACUGAAAAUAAAAUCCAAGAGGGUAUAUACAUUCUAAUCAAGUCAUUGAUUAUUUUCCUGAUUAAUAAGAACUACACUUUACACAAAAUACUUUAUCAGCAGCUGUUUUCAUCAAAAAAACCAAUAUUCAGUUUCACAGUUGAAAAAAUUACACAUUAAAAUAUUUUACAAUUCAUUGUAUAUUCACCAGGUUCCCAUUUCCUAAAGGGCUUGUAAUAUAAAGCAGAUUAGAAGGGAAAACCUCAAAGUUGAUUCCUUUGACACUGAGUUUUACAGAGGACACUAAGAACCACAGAAAGCUUAGGUUCUAUCAUAAAAUAGUGACCAAAUUCCAUUCUUCUUUAAAAAAUCCAAUUAGAAACAUCUUUUUUAAAAACCAAAUUCUACAAUAUGAUUAACAGAUUUCAAAUUAACAGCAGUCUAAAAAUCUUCAAAAGAAAUGAUUUUGUUGUAUACUGAGAAUAUGAUAAAAAGUUAAAACAUGAUUUUCAGAUUAUACCUUAGUAGAAUGUGUUUAAAAUUAGGUUUUAUUUUCUUUAAACCUGCUUGGUUUUUCUUUUUUUCCUCCAAAAUAGUCAUUGAAGGAACUAUUUCUCAAGUGACCAAAUGAAACCGUAAAGUCAAGUUAGUUAUACCACAUUCAAUGAUAAAGAUGGUUGGCCACAGGAACUGACCAAUCCAUGGAAGUGAAAGGACACUGAAGUACCUGGAAACAGCUUGCCACUGACUUGACAGCCUAGUCACCCCAUGUAGCAUUCAAUUUUUGAUUCUUUGCCUUCUGAGCACUACCUGAGCCUUUUUUCUUAUUUUUAAUGUUGUUUGCUUAAACUCUGCUUGGAUUCAUUUAAAAUUUGCUUUGCUUUUAGCUAUAUCACUUAAUCUACAUUCUUUGUAAAAUUUGUCUACACCUCUUCAAAUAGAAUUAACUUGGUUGUAAUAACUGUUGAAAAUAAAUGUAAAAGAAGAAAUAAGCUAUGGGGCUGUGUUUUAAUCGUGGAGAGGUCCCAGGGGAAGAGGACUAGCUGGACUGAUGUGAGACAUGCAAAAAUCAUGUAAAUUUUGUGCAAGGAAGCUCAAAGCUUUUUUGGCACUUGGGUAAAUGCUGUUCUCUCUUAAAUUCUUCAGUUUCCACCAUCAGAGUUUCAGAUUUGUACCAUUUCAUUAAGUUUUCCUGUAAUUAAUCCCUGAUAUAGAAAAGACUGGGAUGUUAGUAUGUAUUAACUGAAUAUAUCUAAAAGGCACAAAAUGUUAAAGAAGUUUUAAUAAGUUAUGAAAUCUACAUCUGCAAAAGAAUCUAUUUGGCUUCCUGCUUAAAAUGGGAGUUUAAAUUCUUCUUAACUAUUCCAAGACAGUUUACAGAAAUAAGUUCCCCUAAUCUUCGAAUUUAUUUUUUUUGUUGGCAAUACUAUAUACAUGCUUUAGUACCUAAGUCUCCAAUAAUUAGGCCCUUUAAGGGCUCUAAAAUAGCCAAAUAUUAAGAGUAUUUGUAUUAGAGUCCCUUGUUUACUAUUCAAGACUUCUAUUAUAGGUAACUGAUUUCAUAAAUGAAUAUAGUUUAAGUGAUGCUGUUUUACUAGAGUAUAUAAUGUGCACUUUUUAUAGAGUUUUGUAUUCCAAUAAUAUGCCUAAUCUAGAAAACUGUCAGUAAAUUAUUGCACUUUUUCUGGUGUGGCACCUGGACAUUUGCUAAAGCUAUUUCCUAGGGCAUUAAUCAUCCAUUUCAAAUACUGAAUAAAAUAUGAGAUUCUAGAGUGGUGAUUAGCAUUAGCCCCUACACCUUCAGUUAAUGUUUUCCAAAGUGUUUAAGAAUGUAUCCUGCACUCAAAUGCAAUUUAAUAAAGUUGGACAGUGAGCCCUAAUAGCUUGGAAAUGGGACAUGAUCUUAAAAUGGUUUAAGGUCCUACUUUUAUUAUCCAGAUAUUGCAUAAAUAGCCUAAAAAGGUAAAAAGUUCAUGGUUUCUAUUCCCCCAUAUUAUAAAGUAUUAUUCAUGAGCAUACCUUGGUAGAGGGGUUGAAGCAAUCAGGAAGAUACUCUAUAUUGUGUUAAUUUUGGUAACUAGUUUCCUGACUGAGGCAUUAUCGACUAUAAAAGAAGAUGGAAAAUGGGGGAGUCAUAUGAAAACAGAAAGAAAUAAAACUAAAGAGGAUGAACUUUAAUCUGUUUUCCUUAUGCAGUUAUACACUUGUCACUGGUAUAAAUGGGAUAGUGCCUGAGCCUCACCCACAGACCAAGAGGAAAGCUGACCAUGCUGCUACGAACAAUAAAAAAUUUGGGGUGCAAACAAUGCAUGACUAUGGGACAGAUCAUGUAAAUAAAGAAUAUAUAUUAAUGAUAGUUUCUAUAAUAUAAAUAGCCUUUAAUAAAAAAAAUAAUCUUUUUUAAUAACAUUAAUACUCACUUCUAUUUUCUGGAAACAUGCAUGAAAAAUGUAUUCAAUUCAAUUGCAAAAGGAGAAAAAAAAAUCAUCCUACGGUGAAUACUGUACAAUUCUGGAGCAAGAACUAGUCCUGCUCAUUCUUUCUCUCUGAUGAUUAUUGUACUUUGUGGGAGCCCAGAAUUUCCCUGGGAAAUAAGAAUCAGAUUCUUGUAAAUACUGUCCAGAAAAAAACCCAAAAA
Mirounga angustirostris (Northern elephant seal) is the source of this 9457-nucleotide messenger RNA. It is a transcript of the gene KCNMB3, whose product is annotated as potassium calcium-activated channel subfamily M regulatory beta subunit 3. Gene Ontology annotation, biological process: potassium ion transport; detection of calcium ion. The record is from RefSeq and is a predicted model, not a curated record. Gene Ontology annotation, cellular component: membrane; voltage-gated potassium channel complex. Gene Ontology annotation, molecular function: potassium channel regulator activity; calcium-activated potassium channel activity. Lineage: Eukaryota; Metazoa; Chordata; Mammalia; Carnivora; Phocidae.